Molecule: messenger RNA, 3298 nt
Organism: Platichthys flesus (European flounder)
Lineage: Eukaryota; Metazoa; Chordata; Actinopteri; Pleuronectiformes; Pleuronectidae
Product: alpha-1,3-mannosyl-glycoprotein 4-beta-N-acetylglucosaminyltransferase C-like
Exons: 5
Coding region: 245-1690 (481 amino acids)
Biological process (GO): protein N-linked glycosylation
Molecular function (GO): acetylglucosaminyltransferase activity
Source: RefSeq, a predicted model, not a curated record
GCGAGAGCAAGCUCCCUGCCUUCCUUUGCAGCGACUGUUUACUCCACUUUCUCUGGGAGCCGGUAUUCUUCCCUCUGUGUGAGUCAUGGAAGUGAUUUAGGUGAGUGGAGCAGUGCGGAGCAGCAGGAGGAAGCAACAGAUCUGCCUGAGUGUCUGCACUGUGGCCAGGAGUCCAUGCCAAUCUCCAGAGCCAACACAAGAAACCCCUCCCACAACAUUCCAACUGAUCGCGUCAGCAGCGAUCAUGAGGCUGAUAUGGAAGUCUGUGGACAAGAUGAGGUGUUUCAGGAAGAGGUCAAUGUUCCCGUUUCUUGGAUUCCUCAUCACCUUUCUGCUCUUUUUUAACCUUUACAUGGAUGGUGGAUAUGUGCUGGAGGCUGAUAAAAGACGGCUGGGGGAGACACUGAUGCAUCCUGCAAACUCUGAAAGAUAUGUCCACACAUUCAGAGACUUAUCCAACUUCUCUGGGACCAUUAAUGUGACUUAUCGCUAUCUGGCAGGGACUCCUCUGCCACGGAGAAAGUAUCUUACCAUUGGUUUGUCAUCUGUCAAGAGGAAAAAAGGGAAUUAUCUACUUGAGACCAUCAAAUCCAUCUUUGAUCAGUCCAGUUACGAGGAACUGAAAGAGAUAGUGGUUGUGGUCCACCUGGCCGACUUUGACCUGGUCUGGUGUGAGAAUCUGGUUCAGGAAAUCACCAGGAAGUUUGCUCACCACAUCAUAUCCGGACGCCUCCUGGUGAUCCAGGCACCAGAGGAGUAUUACCCGUCGCUGGAUGGAUUGAAAAGGAACUAUAACGACCCGGAGGACCGUGUCCGUUUCCGCUCGAAGCAGAACGUCGACUAUGCGUUCCUCCUCAACUUCUGCACAAACCUUUCUCACUUCUACAUGAUGUUAGAGGACGACGUGCGCUGCUCCAGGAACUUCCUGACAGCCCUGAAGAAGGUUAUCACUUCCAGAGAAGGCUCCUACUGGGUGAUGCUGGAGUUUUCCAAGCUGGGCUACAUCGGGAAGCUGUACCACUCCAGAGACCUGCCACGUCUGGCUCAUUUCCUGCUCAUGUUCUACCAGGAGAUGCCCUGUGACUGGCUCCUCAUUCACUUCAGGGGUCUGCUGGCCCAGAAGGACGUGAUCCGCUUCAAGCCCUCGCUUUUCCAGCACAUGGGCUACUACUCAUCUUACAAAGGAGCGGAGAACAAACUGAAGGACGACGACUUUGAGGAAGACUCCAUAGAUAUUCCUGACAACCCCCCUGCCAGCCUUUACACAAACAUCAACGUCUUCGAAAACUAUGACGCAACCAAGGCUUACAGUAGUAUAGUUGAUGAGUAUUUUUGGGGGAAACCUCCCUGCACUGGAGAUUUCUUUCUCAUAAUCUUUAAUAAAUCAACUAAAAUCAGCAGAAUUAAGAUAGUUACAGGUACAGAGGAUCGGCAGAAUGACAUUCUUCAUCAUGGAGCUCUUGAAGUGGGACAGAAGUCUGUGGAAACUAAACAGGGAAGACAGUGUUCAUCAUACAUCACAUUAGGGGAGUUUAAAGGUGGAAACAUUGAGGUUAACAAUGUGUACCACAAGAUUGGCUUUGACAUUGAGUGUGUGCGAAUAGUUAUUACUGCCAAUCAGAAAGAGUGGCUCAUCAUAAGGACUAUCAGCUUAUGGACGACGCAGCCUUUGAGCCAGUUAAAGAAGUAACAGAGGAUGUUUUGUAAUGAUCAUCAUCAGUAUGUAUUGUGUUAAUGAUGAAUGCACUUCAUUUUGGACCACGGCUGUUUACUGGAUCUAAAACAAUCCAUAUUUUUCUUGGGUUGUUCAUUGAUCCACUGUACUGUACUACUUUUUUUAUUGGGAUGUAUCAGAAUUACCAACAUGUACAGUGUGGAGGCUUUAUACUCACGUUAAUUUUCAGAAAAAUCUGUACAUAAAAUUGUUCACACCUGGCUGCUUUCAUUUGUCCUUCUUUCCAAGCAUUUAAAUGGGAACUCCUCAGAACCAGAGCUUAAAAAACAACAAGCUUCUCAUAUAUACGUGAUGUUUUCUUGGUUCAGUCCAUACCCAUAUCUGCAGCCAGAGACAAUUAAUGAAUAGCUGCCUCCGAUUUAUGAUCCUAAGUUUGAAAAUGAAUGAGGAUGGAUUCAGUUUUGAGGUAAAUAUCUGUUUGUACUUCUAAAAUUUACCAAGCAUAUGACUAUUUCUAUAUCCAUAUACUAUAUUUUGUUAGAGUGGAUUGUGAGAGCAAGCAUCAACCUGAUGACAAGAAAAACAUGUCAUAUCUUAUCCAAAAGUGUGAUCAUCUUACUGCAUGUUUAAAAGAGAAAUCUGCUGGGGAAGGUGACUCUUCUCCUGCAGGUCAACAAUGAAAUUGGAGUAUUCAGUAGGAACAGACGAGCUCAGCAUCAGAAAAACAACUUCUCACGAUGAUCUGUGUUCCUCUCGCCAAACUGUAACAUUUCUUUCAUGAUUAAUGUCUUGGAUUGUGUCAACAUCCUUCACGGCUUAUUUUGACAUGUUGAAUGCAUAGACUGUAAAUUACAGUUUUUCUCCAUUGCUUCGGCUCAUUUCACGAAACAGAAAUGACAUCAUGACAUCAAAACAACACGUGCAAACCUCCAAACCACUGGGCACUUGUUCACAACAGAUUGGAAUAUCUCAUUCCUUUAAUCAAAUUGCAAUUGUAUUAGCACAUCCUUGCAGCUUGCACAAAUUUCAAAUGAUUUAGCACACCUUUGCAAACGGUUAGGUACAAUUAACUUCAGUUAGCCCAAUUACCAUUUUAAUAUAUAUUGCUGGUCAGAACAGACUGUCGCUUCUCAGUCAAGUGGUCGUCCUCUGCAGAACAUGUUGACAUAAUUUCAUUGUGUACAUCAUCACCUGCACAAUAGUUCACUCCACUGUCAAAAUCGUACAGGCACAUUAUACCAUGAAAAACAUCAUGGUAUAUACUGUAAUAAGGAUAUCUUUGAUCAUCGGCUUAAUUUUCAGGUGCAACUAGAACUUUAGUAAUCAAGGUUGAGUUUCACACAUCUGAUCACCAAUCACACAGUAAGUUUACAGUUUUUCUCAAUUGCUUUGGCUCAUUUCACGAAACAGAAAUGACAUUCUCAGAGCUCUAAGUGCAAUUGGCAAAAUAGCCCAUAUGGUUCAGCACAACUACAUGAUCACCUUCAAAAGGUCAUAUAUCACUAUACCAAAUUUUAGUUUUGAUGUGCUUAUUGUUUGACAGUAUAUAGUGCUGUACACAUUUUCUGUUACUGUAACCAUGAUGUAUGGCAAUUACUGUAACAAUUUCCAUGGCAGUAUGAG